Messenger RNA from Talaromyces marneffei, 1197 nucleotides. RefSeq lists its product as uncharacterized. The transcript has 4 exons. Gene Ontology annotation, biological process: regulation of DNA-templated transcription. Gene Ontology annotation, cellular component: nucleus. Lineage: Eukaryota; Fungi; Ascomycota; Eurotiomycetes; Eurotiales; Trichocomaceae. The record is from RefSeq and is a predicted model, not a curated record. Gene Ontology annotation, molecular function: DNA-binding transcription factor activity, RNA polymerase II-specific; zinc ion binding. The coding region runs from base 1 to 1197 and encodes 398 amino acids.
AUGUCAAAUCAUAACGGUCAGGGCAUUCAUCCACAACAAUCGUGGAACAGCGAGAAACCCAAUCCUCAACAUCCACCCCAGCAACAGUCGUGGAACAGCGACGACAAUAAUAACCGUCCUUCGUCGACACGUCCCUCGUCAACAUAUCCGCCGCCACCGCCGUCAACCUACCCUACCUCUUAUCCUCCCUCGCAUCCUCCAGCUCCAUAUAACCAACAGCCUUACCCCCAAGCGACAUAUCCUCCUCCUCCUCCCUCUGACUAUCCUCAGGCACAACCAUCUGGCAUGGCUGCAGUUCACUCUCAGGUUCAAGGCUCUCAAGAUCCUUACCAUCGUUUGCCUCCUCCACCUGCUCCUGGUCCUUACCAACGACCACCCGACAUGUACGCUCAACCUCCACCAGGAUCGCAAGUGGUCUACCAAGCCGCCGCCCCGAGGCAGCGAACAGCCAUAGCUUGCCGUUAUUGCCGUCGUCGCAAGAUUCGUUGUUCCGGUUUCGAGAGCUCCCCUGAUGGACGCUGCACCAACUGCGUCCGAUUCAACCAGGAAUGCAUGUUCACCCCCGUGUCCUCGCAAGCGCAAGCAUUCGUACCCGCUCAUGCAGCUUAUCCUCAUCUGCUCCGUCCACAAGCUCAAGGAGGACGUGGUCGUGGCUACCCUGGCGAUAACGUCGUUUUGUACGGUGCUCAUGGCCAACCUCUGCCACCGCAACAGCAAGCAAUGCCUGAAAGCACACUUCCUCCACCACAAGGUGCAUAUUAUCAAGCUCCUUAUGGCCGUCCUCCUCACAUGGAUGAUCGAAUUCCACCUCCUCGUAUGCAGCACCAUGUGCCUCAUGAUCAACGCCAGCAGGGAGGUAGACGAGGCUCAGGCGCAGGCUUCGAUUAUCCCGAUCCCAUCAACCUAGCACCAGUCUCCGCUGGGCCCCCAGCACCGGGUUUUGCUCCAGCGCCAUACUAUCACGCUCCGCCACAAGAUAAACGUCCGUCUCCGCAAUCGUAUGCCUAUGAUCGACCAGGCUACCCACCGAUGCCAGCCCAUGGAACUCCGCCUCCCAUUGCGACCUCAGGCCCUUCACGUGGAGGUCUGAAUGUUCGAGAUAUUCUCAACAAUCCUCCUGGUGAUUCGGCCGGCACAAACGGUGGCCGUUCCAGUACAGACAGCGAUAUGCUCAAUCAAUUGAACCGAAAAGUAUAA